Paramecium pentaurelia is the source of this 1009-nucleotide messenger RNA. The record is from the annotation of a GenBank genome assembly. NCBI's taxonomy places the organism in Eukaryota, Ciliophora, Oligohymenophorea, Peniculida, Parameciidae.
AUGAAGAAGUACUCAUCCUAAAGAUUAUUAUUAACUAAUGAAGAACUUCUACGUAUUUAAAUACUAACUAAAAACUCUUUCAGACCUUCUUCAAAAUAAAGAAUUAAAGAAAAACCUCAAAUUGAAUAAUAUCAAUUCAAACCUGAGGUAUUAUCUAAAUAUAUUCUAGAUUAAUAAAUAAUCUGCAAAUCUAUAAAGAUCUAUAAAUGAUUUAUUCAGAUGGAAUUUAAAUAGAUAAAUGAAAAGACAAUAAAUAUAUGAAGAUGAAGUAUUAAAUACACAUUUAUAUAUAGUCAAGAGAAUUACUCAAUAAUGCUAAUAGAUUAACUCAUGAAUUAACUAAUUAAUCUGUUUUUGAUAGAUUAUAUUAAGUACGAAAAAACAGUGAAAAUAUUAUAUGUAAUUAAUCUUCUCUUUAAUAUUAGAAUAAUCUAAAAGAAAUACUAGUAAUUUUGGACCUUAUUAUACUAAAAAUAUGACUAGUUCCAUGUAUUAAGAAUAUCAAAGAUAAUAAUAAUUAGAUGUAUCUUAAUUCAAAUCUAAAACAAAUGCUACUGAUAGUAAAUAUGAAUAAUCACAUUAAUAAACUCCAAAUCCUAAUUUUUUAGAUUCUGAUUAAUUACCUAUAGCAGUAAAUGAUGUAAUUAUUUAUUUUUAAUAUAAAAGUAAAUCAAAGCUUAAAUACCUGUACAUCAAUAUGUAGACUUAACUGAAUAAUUAAGUAAUUCUAUGAAUGAACCUGAUUCACCUGCAAAAUCACCCUUACAUUAGAAAGAUAUAGAAGUCAUGGUUGAAAGGUAUAAAAAUUUAUUUAAAAUAAAAUAGAUUAAAUAAUUGGUAAGCUAAGAAAUAAUAAUUAGACCAAUAGGUAUAAUAGGAAGAUUAACAUGUAAAAUCAUAAAUUAAACAUAAUUUAAUAAAUUAAAAUAGAAUACCAUCAUUUGGAAGUUCAUAAUCUCAAUCCAAAUUUUAUUCGAAUAUGUUUCUUAAUAAUCAUCAAAUUAAUUGA